UUUGCUACUUUCUGCCGCCGCUGUCAGUGUAGAUCUGCUGCCACUGACGAAGAGACAAGAUUACUACAAGGAUCCUGCAAUCCCGACGCUUCGACGAGCCAUAUGGCCACAGCAGCCGCCGUUCUUUCUUUUAACCUGGGGCCCACUACUCUUUAAAAAUUCCGCCGAAAAAGAGAAGACGAUUUACUGAAACCUUCUGGCCGUUAUCUCACGGCUCCCCCAUCUCUGCACAGGUGUAUGAGCGCUAUCCAGAGGGCCUAGGGGCGGCUCUGUACCGGGAGCACUUUGACUUCAACGCUGAGCCGCCUUGGGAUCCUAGCUGAUAGCGGUACAAGUCCGUCUCCAGACUUGUCCAUUUUGUUGCAUAACCGGUAGGACCCCCCAAUUGGCUCAGUCGUGACCCGCUCGCCACAAACUAGCCCUCACUCGUCGUUCUUUAUGAGUUUUGGCUCGCUGGAAUACGGAUAAGAUGAAAGGAUUCACCGACCGACCCGACGGCUACACCGUCGAGCUGCUGGAGAGCGGCGCCACCCUCAAUGAUGUCAUUGACGAGCGCAUUUGCCAACAGGCCCUGGCGGAGAAGAGAGCCUUCAUGGUGGCUGAUUUGGGCGCUCUGAUGCAUCAGCACGCCUGCUGGAGAAGCACCGCGCCGCGCCUGCAGCCGUACUUUCCGCUCCGGUGCAACCGCAGCCCGGCGGUCGUGGAGGUGCUCGCCUCUCUGGGCCUGGGCUUCGUCUGCGCCAGCAAAACUGAAGUCAACCUGGCGCUGGAGCACGGCGCGUCGCCCAACAACAUCAUACUGGCGGGUGUCUGCAAGCAGCUGGCGCUCGUUAAGGCCGCCGCCAAGCACGACGUGUGCCACCUUGUCUGCGAGAAUGAGGCUGAACUGGCCAAGAUCGCGCGCCUCCACCCACGUGCCAAAUUGCUGCUGCAGCUGAGCACGGAGGCCCACGCUGCCGAGACCAGCGUGGCCUUUGGGGCCACUCUGAAGAGCUGCUGUCACCUGCUGGAGGUGGCCAAGACGCUCGGCGUGCGGGUGGUGGGCGUGGCCUUUCAUGUACCGACCUCCUGCCAGGAACCGCAGCGGGCCUACGGUCAUGCCCUGGCCGACGCUCGCUGCCUCUUUGACAUGGGGGCGGACCUCGGCUUCACCAUGAACAUCCUGGACAUUGGCAGUGGAUUCACCGGCUCUGAAUUCCAACUCAAAGAGGUGGAAGCUGCCGUCAGCCCGCUACUUGACGCAUUCUUCCCGCCGUUGUCUGGUGUGCAUGUGCUGGCCCAGCCGGGCUCCUUCUACGUGGCGUCAGCCUUCAGCCUGGCCGUCAGUGUUAUCGCCAAGGAGGUGGUAACCCGCCGCUGGGACGCCUUCACUCCAGCAGGCAACGACAACGCAGAGUGUGCCGAAUUCCUGUACUACAUGAACGAGGGCGUUUAUGGCCCGUUUGGCGCCAAGCUCCUGGGGAACACCAUCACCGCUCCGGCGGUGCACAAGCAGGUGCCGUGCGCCGCCACUGCGGCGUACCCAAGCUGUCUGCGGGGUCCCACGCUGGACCAGAUAGACCUGGUGGUGGAGCGCUGCCUCCUGCCCGAGCUCAGUGUGGGCGACUGGCUGCUCUUUGCCAACAUGGGCGCCUGUGGCCUGGAUGUCCUCGCUGGACACACGUGUGCCUCACCGCAGCCGCCCGUUUACUACGCCGCCACCUUCUCCGACUGCGAUCGAACAUUUGCCAGAAGAAUGGAAGGCACGCCCGGGCGAGCUGGGUUGGCCGGCAGCCUGGCCCGGACGCCUCCGCGCUUGCCCCUCUUCUGCCUCCUCGCACACCGCUUCCGACGCUUUCCAUCCGGGGGAAGAAUAGCAGGUACAAAAUGCAGGAAGUGGGCGUGACGCUGGAGGGUGCCGUCAAGACCUUUGCCUUUGUGUAGUAGCCCUAAAAGCUCCCCUCACCACCCCCAAGCGUCUCGCUGUGGUCGACAUUCCAGCCAGCAUUUUAUCACAAAAUACUCCCUUCCUCCCACCAUUCUUUUUUUGCCCUGCCAUGUCCAUUCUUUUUUUGCCCUGCCAUGUCCAAUCAAUCCCGCCCAAGUGAUAUUAUGCAACAAAAUGGACGACUCUGGAGAUGGAACCCUCCCCCACCACCGCCACACUAACCCAGGACUGGAUGGGGGGGGGUUCCACUCAUUAUGAUCAUAAUAAUAAUCCCUUUUACAAAAUUGCUAAUUGUGUGUGUGUACAUUUUUGAAGAAUAUUAAUGUACCUCAGACCCCAGCAUAGCUAAAAUGAAAUUAUUUCAGAUUUUUUGUGUAUUUAUUGGAUCAAGUUGUGGCUGUGGCGACGGCUUUCUCCUAAUAAUGUUUGUUUGUUUCCUAAAUGGCUUCUGAUGUUCUGUGACUGUCAUUUCUCAACUGAAAAUGGCCACCGACUCAUCCCCUGGCCCAUUUGUACAGUUCGCUUCAUGAAAGGCAACCCCUCUCUGUGUGCCUGUGUUGCAAAAAGAACUCAUGUAUUCAGAACGACUUUCUGUUUAAAAGCACAAAUGGACCACACCCUUGUUUUUUUUGUUGGUUGGUUUUGAACUGUCAGUUGUGUUUGUUGAAGUAAUGAAAGUGAUUAAUUUAAUACAUUACAGACUGAAAUCAUU
Molecule: messenger RNA, 2639 nt
Organism: Syngnathus typhle (broad-nosed pipefish)
Lineage: Eukaryota; Metazoa; Chordata; Actinopteri; Syngnathiformes; Syngnathidae
Product: antizyme inhibitor 1-like
Exons: 12
Coding region: 470-1885 (471 amino acids)
Biological process (GO): negative regulation of protein catabolic process; positive regulation of polyamine transmembrane transport
Cellular component (GO): cytoplasm
Molecular function (GO): ornithine decarboxylase activity; ornithine decarboxylase activator activity
Source: RefSeq, a predicted model, not a curated record